CCUUACUGUCUCCAAAAAAUAAACAUUAAUCUGAAAAACCUUAAACUAAGAUUCGAAAGAUCUAAGUGACAGGGAGAACGCAGUACAAUUUCCUUAAACUAACAGCUCUGACAUUAUUUUCAGUUAACCAGGGACCAACAAACUCUAAAAAUCCUGUGAUUUCACCUUCAUCCAAACACUCCCAUUCCUACUCCUUUCAUUCUUCCAAGAGUUGUACACCAAUAUAGCCACUUUUUUUUUUUCCUUUCAAUUUCUUCAACUCACCAACCCCAAUUUCUCAAACCCAAGGCCUCUGAGCUCCCCCUGCUUUUGUGUUCUGAGCAUUGAGAUCCUCCGGUACUGCAGAAAGUUAUUGUUGAUUAUCCUAGAGCAAGAUGAAGUUUGCAUGCGUCGUAGACAGAUGUUAUGGUUAUCAUAAUGGUCCGUGGAAGAGAUGCCUGUUGGGAACACUGUGUCCUGGUUGACGCAACUAAACAAAAGGUCAGAUGUAAUUAUUGUCAAAGGGAAUUCAGUGGAGGUGUAUACAGGAUGAAAUUUCACUUGGCUCAAAUUAAAAACAAAGAUAUUGUUCCAUGCACCGAAGUUCCAACUGAUGUACGAGACCAUAUUCAAAGUAUACUAAGUACACCCAAGAAACCAAAAACUCCCAAGAAACAUAAGGCAGAUCAAGCUGCUAUUUCAAAUGGUCAACAGAAUAGUUCGUCUGCUAGUGGUGGAUUGCACCAUAGCCAUGGGUAUAGUGGACAGAAUGGUAUUGCUUGUCCAUCUUUAUUAUUUCCACUUCCUUCGCCAUGUGCCCAGCCAAUAGUGGAUGAUGGCAAAAAGCAAAAGCAGGAUGAUGCUGAUAGAAAACUUGCCAUAUUUUUCUUCCAGAAUUCUAUUCCUUUUAGUGCUGCUAAAUCCAUGUAUUAUCAGGAUAUGGUGGACGCCAUAGCUCAGUGUGGGGUAGGCUAUAAAGCACCAACUUAUGAGAAAUUAAGGUCUACUCUUUUAGAAAAAGUGAAAGCUGAUAUUCACAAUGAUUAUAAAAAAUACAGGGAUGAGUGGAAAGAAACAGGCUGCACGGUCUUAUGUGAUAACUGGUCUGAUGGUAGGAUCGGAUCACUUGCUGUGUUUUCUGUUGCAUGCCCAAAAGGAACGUUGUUCUUGAAGUCGGUUGAUGUUUCAGGUCAUGAACAUGACAGUACUUACUUGUUUGAGCUUUUGGAGUCAGUUGUGCUGGAAGUUGGUUUAGAAAAUGUUGUUCAGGUUAUCACAGAUGCCAGUGCUGGCUAUGUUUGUGCUGGAAGGCUUCUCACAGCGAGGUAUAGUUUUUUGUUUUGGUCUCCUUGUGUCGCUUAUUGUAUAGAUAAGAUGUUAGAGGAUAUUGGUAGACAAGAUUGGGUUAGCACAGUCCUGGAAGAUGCAAAGACAAUCACACAGUACAUUUAUAGUCAUGCCUGGAUUCUGAAUAUAAUGAAAAAGUUUACAGGUGGAAAGGAAUUAAUCAGACCAAAAAUUACUAGAUUUGUCACUGAUUUCCUUUCCUUGAGAUCUAUAGUGAUGCAGGAGGAUAAUUUAAAGCACAUGUUUUCUCAUUCAGAAUGGUUGUCUUCCAUGUAUAGCAGACGUCCAGAUGCACAAGCCAUUAAGUCAUUGUUAUAUUCGGAUAGAUUUUGGAAGCAUGCGCAUGAAGCUGUGAGUGUUUCUGAGCCACUGGUUAAACUCCUAAGGAUGGUUGAUGGGGAUAUGCCUGCUAUGGGUUAUAUAUAUGAAGGAAUGGAGAGUGCAAAAGUUGUGAUCAAGGCCUAUUAUAAGGGAGUCGAAGAGAAAUACCUCCCAAUCUGGGAAAUUUUUGAUCAAAGAUGGAAUAUUAAACUUCCUUCAUCACUACAUGUUGCGGCUGCAUUUCUUAACCCUUCAAUUUCUUACAAUCCAAACUUGAAGAAAGAUUUGAGGAUGAGAAAUGGGUUUCAAGAAGCCAUGCUGAGGUUGGCAACUACAGAUAAAGAUAAAAUGGAAAUUACCAAAGAACUUCCUACUUACAUCAACGCCGAGGGUGCACUUGGGACUGACUUUGCUAUCUUGGGAAGAACACUGAAUGCCCCUGGGGACUGGUGGAAUAGUUAUGGUUAUGAAAUCCCAACGCUUCAGAAAGCUGCAAUGAGGAUACUUAGCCAACCUUGUAGUUCCCUUUGGUACAGAUGGAACUGGAGUACUUUCCAAAACAUACAUAAUAAAAAACAGAACAGGAUGAAGCUGGAAAAAUUUAGUGAUUUGGUUUUUGUGCAUUGCAAUCUUUGGUUAAAAACCAUUUUCCGACGUAGGGAAGCAAAAUCUGGGGCCGUUAUCUAUGAUGAAAUAGAUUGUAGCUGUGAAUGGCCCUCUGAGAUAGAAUGUUUGCCCCCACUUAUGGAUGAUUCGUGGUUGGACGAUCUUCCCCUUCAAUGCAGAGGAAGUCCUUAGCACUGUGAGGUAGGGACAAAAUUAAGCUAAUCGUGUGCUAUAAUUCUCUACAUUUAGAUAAUUGUUGAAAUUUGUUUAUAGAAAUGUACAGCUAAUCCCUUUACCUUUACUUUCUUUGUAUAAUAUAACUUCCAAAGCAGUUUAUUUCUCAUCCAUUGUAUUUUCUAAUGUACUUCUAUGUAUCUUUAUUACCAACUACUAUGAAGCCAAUCUCUUUUGGUUCGGAAUAAUCAAUAUUAUCUAUUUUGUUUUCGGUACUGUAAA
Vigna radiata var. radiata (mung bean) is the source of this 2709-nucleotide messenger RNA. RefSeq lists its product as uncharacterized. The record is from RefSeq and is a predicted model, not a curated record. Bases 406 to 2445 code for a protein of 679 amino acids. NCBI's taxonomy places the organism in Eukaryota, Viridiplantae, Streptophyta, Magnoliopsida, Fabales, Fabaceae. The transcript is spliced from 4 exons. Gene Ontology annotation, molecular function: DNA binding; protein dimerization activity.